AUCACUCAUAAUGAGUAUGUGAUCAGAAUUGAGAUAACUUUGAUAAAACACAUUUUAUCAAUUCAAUUUAACUUAUAUUUCAAUCGACAAUAUAAUGAAAAGUUUGACAUUUGUUUUGUUAAUUGCUUUACCCGUGUGUCUCAUAUCGUCGAUCGUCGAGAGAAGUAUUGAUGACAACAGAGUCACCUCAAGACUCAAUCGCAUCCAAACUGAUCCCAAACCUAAACUCUAUCCCAUUAUUUUAGUGCCGGGUGAUGGGGGCAGUCAGAUCGAUGCAAAGCUGGAUAAAGCGGAUGUUCCGCAUUAUUUCUGCGAUAAGAAAACCGACGAUUACUUCAACUUAUGGCUAAAUCUGGCGCUUUUGGUGCCGUUUGUGAUCGACUGUUGGAUUGAUAACAUGAAACUGGUUUACGACAACACCACGCGAACCACUUCCAACUCUAUUGGUGUCGAGACACAAGUUCCCGGUUUAGGCAAUACCUCAACCGUUGAAUAUGUAGACCCGAGUCGAGUGCCUGUGUCGGGGUAUUUCAAUAACCUGGUCGACCAAUUGGUGAAAUUCGGGUACGAAAGAGGAACGACCAUAAGGGGCGCCCCCUAUGACUUCCGCAAAGCUCCGAACGAGUUGGCCGAUUACUUGAGUCAAGUGAAGGCUUUAGUUCAGGACACCUAUGAGAAGAAUAAUAAGACUAAAUCCAUACUAUUAUGCCAUUCAAUGGGUUGUCCCACAAUGUUAUACCUUCUCAAUCGUCAGACCCAACAGUGGAAAGACAAAUACGUCCAGUCGUUGGUCACAUUGGCCGGACCCUGGGGUGGGGCCGUCAAGUCAUUGAAGGCCUUUGCAUCGGGAGAUAAUUUCGGUGUAGUUGUCGUCCCCUCUCUCACUAUACGUGAGGACGAGAGGACUUUCCCGAGUUUGGCGUAUCUGUUGCCGAGUGAUAAGGUGUGGGGACCCGAUGAAGUACUCAUGGAGUCCACGCUCAGGAAUUACACGACUCGUAACUAUAGGGACUUCUUUGAGGACAUCAAUUACAUGACGGGCUAUAACAUGUGGCUCGACGUCAGGAAUUUAACUUAUAAUAUGACUCCUCCUGGCGUUGAAGUGCAUUGUCUUCACGGCCAUGGACUCGAUACUAUGCAUAAACUGGUCUAUAAUAAGGGAAAGUUUCCCGAUUCUCAGCCCCAUAUAGUGUAUGGCGAUGGCGAUGGCACUGUUAACUUGAAAAGUCUGAGUUCAUGCCUUCAAUGGAAGGGAAAGCAAAAGCAAAAUGUGUUUUAUCAAAGUUAUCUCAAUUCUGAUCACAUACUCAUUAUGAGUGAUCCCCGAGUUAUUAAUUAUAUUCAACAAAUCGCUGUCAUUCAGUGAAUGAAUCCAAUUUCAAUUUUUUCGG
Messenger RNA from Oppiella nova, 1391 nucleotides. Lineage: Eukaryota; Metazoa; Arthropoda; Arachnida; Sarcoptiformes; Oppiidae. The record is from the annotation of a GenBank genome assembly.